Eurytemora carolleeae is the source of this 741-nucleotide messenger RNA. RefSeq lists its product as uncharacterized. The coding region runs from base 1 to 741 and encodes 246 amino acids. NCBI's taxonomy places the organism in Eukaryota, Metazoa, Arthropoda, Copepoda, Calanoida, Temoridae. The record is from RefSeq and is a predicted model, not a curated record. The transcript has a single exon.
AUGACCGACCGAAAAGAAACUCCAACCGAGUUCGUCGCCAAAGUCUCCGUCAAGCUCCCGGAUUUCUGGACAGAGGACCCCGACCUGUGGUUCCUUCAUGCAGAGGUGGCCUUCAGAAACGCCCAAAUCACACAGUCAAAAACCAAAUUCGGCCACAUCGUACAGAAACUUCCCCAGAAGAUUAUGGUCUUGGUACGCGGCCUGAUCAUGGGUUCUGCUGCCUCCUCAGAAACCCCUUACGAGGAUUUAAAGGCCAAGCUUGUCUCCUCGUAUACUUUAUCACGCUGGCAGAAGGUUUCCAAACUAAUUCAUCACCCUGGGCUGGGAGACCGACGCCCUACUGCUCUCAUGGACGCCAUGUUGGCCCUUCUCCCAGAAGACGAGGAACCAGGUUGCCUGUUCCAGGGUGUAUUUCUGGAGAGGUUACCCGUCCAGAUGAGGGACCAUCUAGUCUCCAGGGAAUUCAAAAACUCUAGUGAAAUGGCAUUAUACGCCAAUAGUUUGUGGGACGCCAGGAAGGCUAUACCUACCAACCACCUCCUAGCCACAGCGACGACCUUAUCAUCUUCCACAUCAUGUGGUAGAACUCAGGACCGCAGAAGCCCAUCACCGAACUGCCGUAGUCAAACCCCAGGUCCAUCAACCUCAGAGUGUUAUUUCCACAAACGUUUUGGUCCUGCAGCCAACAACUGCCGCCCUCCUUGCAGUUUCCAGGGAAACGCCAGAUGGACGACCAACUAA